CUGUGCAUUCAAAGUGCCAGUCAUUCAAGAUUUUAGUACACUCGAUAUCUGUUUCUCAUUAAUGUUGCAUUAGACUAAUUCAAUAAACAAUGGGUGCAGUACGUGUAAUUAAUGACGAUGGUCAAUUCUACGGUGAAAUGGCUAGUGCUGGUACAAAAUUGGUCGUGGUAGAUUUCACGGCAACAUGGUGUGGUCCUUGCCAGAGAAUUGCACCAGUCUUUGAACAAUUAUCAGUUAAAUAUCCAAAUGCAGUAUUUCUUAAGGUUGAUGUAGACAAAUGUGCAGAAACUGCUGCUGUGCAAGGAGUUAGUGCAAUGCCUACAUUCAUAUUUUAUCGUAACCAAUCAAAAUUGGGCCUAUGUCAAGGAGCAGAUCCAGUUGGGCUAGAAUCAAAAAUUCAACAGUUUUAUGGCAAUGGAAGUUCUGAAGAAACUGAAAGCCCAGUGUCUGGACAUACUGAUUUAUCUUCUUUCAUUACCAAAACACAAUGUGAAUGUUUAAAUGAAUCUGACGAACAUAACUUCUUACAAUGUUUGACUGCUGAUGAUGGAUACCUUGAAAGUGAUUGUGAUGAGCAAUUAAUAUUGUCCAUUACAUUUUCACAAGCAGUCAAAAUUCAUUCACUGAAGUUUAAAGCACCCAGUGAUAAAGGACCAAAAAAUAUCAAAUUAUACAUCAACCAACCUAGAACAAUUGAUUUUGACAUGGCUGAUUCUAAUACAAGCAUUCAAGAUCUUACAUUAACAACAAAGGAUAUUGAAGAAGGCAAUCCAGUUCCCUUACGUUUUGUUAAGUUCCAAAAUGUACAGAAUCUACAAAUUUUUGUAAAAGACAAUCAAAGUGGUAGUGAAACAACAAGGAUCGAUCAUUUGGCUAUAAUUGGUUCAAUAAUUUCAACUACAAACAUGGGAGAAUUCCGGAGAGUAACUGGUAAAAAAGGAGAAAGUCAUUAACAAUAAAUGUAUUACUCAUAAUGAAUUGUAACAGAAUAUGUUAUUUCAAAUAAACUUUGUUUUUCUCGUACUAUAUUCCCGGAUUAUAUAAACAUUUCAUUGUGAAUAUAUAUAUUUUUUUUGUUAAGUUAUUUUCGCGAUACAAAAAUAUUUUUAUUCUGCAAAGUUGAAAAUAAACUAAAAAUUAAAGCGUCUA
Molecule: messenger RNA, 1149 nt
Organism: Colletes gigas
Lineage: Eukaryota; Metazoa; Arthropoda; Insecta; Hymenoptera; Colletidae
Gene: Txl
Product: thioredoxin-like protein 1
Exons: 4
Coding region: 90-953 (287 amino acids)
Source: RefSeq, a predicted model, not a curated record